This is a messenger RNA of Aphanomyces invadans, 810 nucleotides long. RefSeq lists its product as hypothetical. The transcript has a single exon. The coding region runs from base 250 to 576 and encodes 108 amino acids. The record is from RefSeq and is a predicted model, not a curated record. Lineage: Eukaryota; Oomycota; Saprolegniomycetes; Saprolegniales; Verrucalvaceae.
UCGCAAACAACAAGGAGAGCUCCAUUAACAUCGUUUGAUCACGCGAGUUGUGUGUCAAAGGCUAUCUAGGACACCAACGUCUGUGUUUGGUUUUCUGAGGGUGGCAGGUACACUCCUGUCAGCACAUUUGUCUCCCGCCGACAAAUCGGACAACUUCGCUUCUCAUCAACCCAUCCAAAGACACAGUCCCGGUGAAAAGAAUGCCCACAGCGUAAUAUCGAUACACACUCGUCCAGGUCGCAGAGGCAGAUGGCACAUCUGUCGUCGCGGAUUGAUUCGUGUUUUUUGUCUGUGGUGGGCACCAUCAAGAACGUGCGAAGGGCGGCGGUCAACGCGGACGCGUCACUGCCGUGGAAUUUGGAUUGGGUCGGCUGCAAAUCGUGUGCAGCUCGAAGGUACAAGUCCAUGAGGCCUUGCGUCCACAACUUGAAGCAGACUGUGCGUUCGUGGACUACUUCUGGCAUGUCGACAUCAAAGUGCUUUUUCGGGAAUGGCAAUUGCAACACAGCACGAAGGUCGUGUUGGAAUGCACUGGGCUUUGCCGCCAUGGACUGGAGAUCAUUGCGCAGUCGGUGAAAGUCGGAGAAGCGCUUUCGAAUCGUCCACCACUGGUGGUUUGCGUGGUCCGACACGGUGAUAAAGUAGACUGUAAAUACACAGUUUGUGAAAAGCCUGGGCUGGCAUACUUUCGAUGCACGGAUGAGCUCCGUCGAGUCCGCCGCGGCAAUCGUGGCAAAGACUGACGAAGGAAGCGCGGGCGGCGGCGGCAGCAACACGCGCCUCGGAACCUUGAAUCGUAUCAUCGUCGAG